GACUUCAGCUCCAUCAUCAGGGCCUUCUGGGAACUAGGGGUCGCCUGGUGGGCCAUGUUGAUCCCACUUCUGUCACCAGUGGCCACAGAUGAGUGAAAGGGUCUCUAAAUGGCUGCGAGGAAGUCUGGAUCAGAUGCAUACAACAAUGGACCCAUCAGCUACCUUGAUGACGUUCCCUUCAAGAUCAAUGACAAAUUCCGCUGCCCAGCCAAAGUGGGGCUGCCUGUUGGUUUCUGUCUCCCAGACUGCGGCUCUUUGCUAGUGGACUCACAGUAUGACUUUUCUCUGGAGAGGCGUAGUGUGCGAUGGGGAGUUGAACUGGCUGAGGCGAGAGCAGCAGAAGCGAGAGCAGAAGAAGCAGCGGCCAAGCAGGAGGCAGAGAGCAGGGAGUGCUUGGCACAGGCCCAAGACAUUGAUGGUGGUAGAGUAAAGAAACCUGGGUCUGCUGCAGAGGACCAGGACCUUCUACCACCUGCGCUGAACCCCGUCCUGGCGGGGCUGAGCCAUAAUGCCAUCCUCACUCCACUGCCUGCCCCAAGCCUUGGGCCAAGGAAAACCCAGCCUAGCACUCCCCAGCCGCACAGCCUCAACCUAGCUGACUUUGAGCGGGAAGAGGACCCCUUUGACAAGCUGGAGCUCAAAACUUUGGACGAUAAGGAGGAGCUUAGGAGCAUCCUCCAGAGCCAGCCACAACCUCAACCUCCUCCCUCUGUAUCCCCACCAGAGGUUUCCCAGAUAGGGUCACGUGGGAACAGCCCGUCUCCUCCCAGCACCAACACCAGCAUCACAGCUAAACCUGGCUUUACUCAUAAACCCAAUGGGUUGGUUGCCUUGCUGGACAUGGACAGAGUUGGACAGCCUGGGAGAACGGGGUUUGACGCAGAUGAUCGACCCUGUAACAUCCGCUCUCUCACUUUUCCCAAGCUCUCUGACUCUGGUGAUCCCGAGCCAGUAAGGUACAGCCCAGUCCCUACAGCUGUCCCCGCUCCCCGACAGAACCUACCCAACGGCAGCCCACCGACCAUCCCCAAGACCCAAGUUAUUGUUGCUCCUGAGCCAACCAGCCACACCAAGAGUGGUGCACCAAAACCGGUCAACCCAGGGUCGGGAACUUCUGGUCUGCCGUGUGGGGGCGCCCUGCUCAGCAUGACUCCCAGCGAGCGUCAGUGUGUGGAAACCCUUGUGGGCAUGGGUUACUCUUACGAGGGUGUCCUACGGGCCAUGCAGAGACAAGGGCAGAACGUGGAGCAGGUACUGGACUACCUGUUUAUCCAUGGGCGUCUGUGUGAGCGGGGCUUUGAUGCAAGUGCAGUGGAGGAGUGUUUAGAGAUGUACCAAUGCUCAGAGGAAAAGGCAUUGCAGUUUCUUGAACUAAUGUCAAGAUUUGGUGAAAUGGGAUUUCAGCGGGACGCCAUCAAAGAGGUGCUGCUGGUCCACAACAAUGAUCAGGACAAGGCUCUAGAGGACCUGAUGGCUCGGGCCGCAGCCAGCUGAGCCACACUAACCAGCCAACCAAAGCCCAGCCCAGGGGCUUGCCUCCCGCUACUACCCAUCACAGCCCCUUUCCUUCUGCCUACCCUAUCACACCAUGCCCUGCCCUUGCCUUGGCUGUGGAAGGGGCAGCUGGGAGACAGUUGUAUUUCUCUCUGUGCUAAAACGUAUUGUGUCUCAGCACUUCUUAAAGACUGUGUGCCUAGAGUGGAGGGGGUCAAAGUGUAACAAUACUUCAUGGUGGUGUUUUUUUUUUUCCUAAGAAACCCCGGGUUAGGUUCAAGAAUUUUGUACUGCGAGGGUGUUUCAGAGUGGGAAGACUGACUGAGAUGGAAAGGAAGAAAAUUUGGGCUGUGGUGUUUUAAUGCCAUUCUGAUUUGCUUCCAUUUGGAAGUGUUAUCCCGGCAAAGCUGCAGGACCGAAUGGGAAGCUGGUGACGGGCUCUGAAUUCAUCAAAGAAAGACCAGUUUGAACUCUUGGAACUCUCAAACGACUACGCUGCCAUCUUCCACUGCUCUGUGCAGACCUAGUAAAUGGUGGCGGGGAUCGGGAGCCUCGAGGAGGCUCUCUUUAAACUGAACCAACUAAUAUUAAAAGUCAAAAAGGAAAAAAAAAAAACAAAACAAAAACAAACGGCCCAGUCGUCAGACAGACAACUGACUCUCAAGAAGUGCCCUCUCUGCUCUGGUGCCCUGCACCUAGUUCUGUUGUACGUUAUUCUUUCAUUCAUUCAUGUCUGUUUUUUUCUGUUCAUUUGGGCACUUUUUCAUGUCACUUUGAAGAUUCCAUUUCUUUUAUUUCUGUUUUAGGAACUACAUAGACCUUUAGUCACCAUUACUCAAACCAUAAGAGAUACUACUGCCCCAGUACGCUGUUCGACCUGCACUGGAAUGGCCUGUUAAAGGAGCGGGGAGAAAUAGGGGAAAGUUCCUCUGUAGGAAAUGAUAAGAAAUCUCCCACAGCCCACAGGCACAGACGUGUCACAUACUACACAGGCACACACACUCAUAAUUAUCAACUUAUUUAAAAUAGUACACUGAUUAUUUCAUUUACAAAUAAAGAGUUUGAUAUGAUAAUGUAAGAUAUGUUAACUCACAAAAGUGAUGCUUUUAACUGUCAUGGACUUCUGUUUGCAGACUGGAAAAGAGUGAGUGGUUUAAAAAAAAAAAAAAGAAAUGAUGUAAGUGAGGGUUGCUUUAGCAGCCACAUCACAGUGCAAUAGAGACAUUUCAUAUUGUGUGACUGUUGACUGGCACUUUGAGCCUCAAGUAAUUGUCGGGAGAUGAGGAAUGGUUUUCAAGCCUUGCUAGAAAUUUGGAUGUAACUAGGAAAGGUUUGAUUUCAGUGAUCUCCAUCAUUUAUUCUCUGUUAUUUGAUUUCAUGCCACAAAAUCUAUUCAAACAUGACUUUGGUUUCUUGACUUGUCUACUUUUUUUUUCUCAUGUGGAAUAUGAAACGACUGUUCAUCUUGAUUUUAGAUGUGUUGCCAUCUCCACAGUCCUAAAUAGCUAAAGUAAAAAAAAAAGUUUAAGUCACCACAUGUCAAAUGCAUUCUCCUAUAUGUUGAUUGGGUGUAGUUGUUCAAAAGAGAUUCAGGAUUCUUUAUUUUACAGUUUGUGUCUCAGUUCAAUGCUACAUAUGUUUAAAAAAACAUGUCUGCUCAGCUGCAGCAAAGGCAAAGAUGGCAGAAAUUUUCAUAAUCUUGAGCUCUGUGGUACUGAUGGGGAUUUUGAGAGGCAUGGUAACAGAUUAAGGGCUUAAAGUUAGCAAAAUGUGAUUUGGAGAACUGGCACUUUGCUUGGAGCAGGUCCAGUACUUUGUCCUGUGUUUCACAAUUGCAAAAUGAAAAUGUAACUAACCACCAAUCUAUUUUAGAACAACCCCUGGUUUGACGAAUCUAUAGUGAUUUAUUUCCAAUACAUACAAAAUUUUACUUGUGUAAUAGGAGAAAAAUGCAACAAAUUGUCUGCAGAAUAUUCAGUACCAUGUCCAAACCUCCUUCUGGGAUGCUUGCAACACAUUUGCAAGCAUCCUGAAAACAACAAACAUCCCAGUAAGUGACAUGAUAUAUCAUCAUACAUAUGUCGUCCUAUUCUUUUGGUUUCACCUGGUGCAGGCAAACAUGACACGAGCAAGGUGUGAGGUUAGAUCUAGUAUCCUUAUUCAAGCCAGCAUUUUGUCUGAUAUGUGGUUGACAUUAAGAUCAACAAAUCUGUUUUCCCACCACUUCUGUUCUUAGUUGCCUUCCGUUUUGAUUUACUGUGAUAAAGAAAAAAAAGAACAUUUACUUUACAGACAGACACAUAAGUGGUAUUAUUGUCGCCUUACAUAACUCUCAAGUGUGGUUUCCUUAGUCAUACAUAAAGCAAGUGGAUGCUCACUUGCCUCUACAGCCUCUGGACCUCCUCCAUCAAUGCCUCCUCCCAUUUCUGUUACAGUCUCCUUCUUGUGUAAGGAUUAAUAUAGGUUCUCAUUAUUUAGGGCAUCAUGUUUAAGGGGUUUAUAUAUCAGAUCCACCUCUAAGCCACUGCAUAAUUGAACAUGGGGCACUCAUGAAUCUAAUGAACAUUGAAAUAUCUUUAUGGUAUAAUAAGAGGUGGCCGAGUUGAGUGUCCUUUCCCAAGCUCCUGAAAUGUGAUUUGCAAAAUGUUCAAUUUCCUCUUGAAGGAUUUGGAAAAUCCACAUGAUUAAAUGUGCACAUCUUUUCAGUGG
Messenger RNA from Epinephelus fuscoguttatus (brown-marbled grouper), 4203 nucleotides. It is a transcript of the gene ubap1, whose product is annotated as ubiquitin associated protein 1. The transcript is spliced from 7 exons. The record is from RefSeq and is a predicted model, not a curated record. Gene Ontology annotation, molecular function: ubiquitin binding. Gene Ontology annotation, cellular component: ESCRT I complex. Gene Ontology annotation, biological process: ubiquitin-dependent protein catabolic process via the multivesicular body sorting pathway. NCBI's taxonomy places the organism in Eukaryota, Metazoa, Chordata, Actinopteri, Perciformes, Serranidae. The coding region runs from base 109 to 1494 and encodes 461 amino acids.